Molecule: messenger RNA, 1242 nt
Organism: Nematocida homosporus
Lineage: Eukaryota; Fungi; Microsporidia
Exons: 1
Coding region: 1-1242 (413 amino acids)
Source: RefSeq, a predicted model, not a curated record
AUGAACAGAAAUAACCUAUUUAAAUUCGACAAUAUAUUUCGUAGGCUCAACGCGUGCUGCGAUUUACGUCCACGGACUCCGUAUGUUUUGGACAAAAUCCGAGAAAAACAUGCUAAUCUAGCCCAAUACUAUCGUAGCUUUGACUCCCACUUUGCAAUUAGAGAUGCUGGCCCCGAUGGAAUUAUACUAGUGGUCAACUCGUCUGUGGUGCUCUUAGAAGAGGACAAUCUUAUCUCUGUGAUUUGCUCCUGUCAACCAGACGAACCACAAAGAGUCGCUUACGAUAUACAUUCCCUCGGUAAGACUGUUCACAUCUUCCAAGUCACAAAUAUUGCCGAUAUAUGCCAGGGAAGCCUUGGUAUUGGCUGGAAUAUUGGUAUUGGCAUUGGUCUCUGGAUAGUAGCUAUAUUAUUGAUUUCAAUUAGCUUUAAGCUAAUUGGCUGGCAUAUGUUUGGAAUUGCGGGUAUUGUAAUGGCUAUUACUUUUAUUGUCGAGCAUCUGGUCCAUUAUAUCUUCUACAAACGGGUUUCGGGUAAGAUGAAGGGCUUUGCUCGACAAAGUAGACCAGGGUCUGUGGCGUCUCAAUGUAUUAGCCUGAUUAGUAUACUAGUAUCACUUAUCUCGGCCUCUGGCUUGCUGCGAGUUAUUGAUCAUAUUCAAGAUAGUGCCUCUAGCCCACAAACUAACUACAAGAAUCUUGGACUUACACAUCUAGCUCAGCCUAGCUUGGAACAGAUCAACCAGAGCAUUAACGUCCUGUUCCAUUCUUGCGAAAUUUGGUUGGCAAUCGUUUUGUCUCUAGAGGCCAUCGCGCGGACUUUCAACCAUAACUUGGGUAAGAUUCACAAACUAGAUAUGUUUCCCUUUCUACUAAUACCAUACUUGGUCUUCUGGCUUUGGCUAGUUGCCUUCCAUCUCAAAAAAGUGUUUAUCGAUCACAUAGUGGGCCCGUUCUCUCAUCCGUCCGAGAUUCCAAAGCCCACUUAUGAUUUUCUAAUGUGCUUAUUUGGUUUGAUCAGUAUGGUUUUCAUACUGGCCAUGAGAACCGUCAGUGAAAUCAAACAAACCCGAGCUAACAACAGUGACAAAGUUAUCUUCCAUACUACCCACCGCUAUCAAUUUGGUUGGGUCUGUGCAGUCUUACCAGCCACUCUUAUACUAUUGUUUAAUUGUUGCUGCUGGUCAACCCUUAUUUAUGACGGGUUCUUUUCAACUGACACUGGCUCCUCUCUAUCCCCAUAA